Messenger RNA from Monomorium pharaonis (pharaoh ant), 4350 nucleotides. It is a transcript of the gene Gnmt, whose product is annotated as glycine N-methyltransferase. Gene Ontology annotation, biological process: protein homotetramerization; regulation of gluconeogenesis; S-adenosylmethionine metabolic process. The record is from RefSeq and is a predicted model, not a curated record. Bases 291 to 1169 code for a protein of 292 amino acids. NCBI's taxonomy places the organism in Eukaryota, Metazoa, Arthropoda, Insecta, Hymenoptera, Formicidae. Gene Ontology annotation, cellular component: cytosol. The transcript has 5 exons. Gene Ontology annotation, molecular function: glycine N-methyltransferase activity; S-adenosyl-L-methionine binding; glycine binding.
ACGUUACUAAACCGAAUUAUCGACGGUGCGUAGAAACUGUUACAUCAUAUUGAGAAGUAAUCCAAUGAUAGAGUCAUUAGCACAGCAGUAUAUGAGUCUGCAUAUUUGCUCACGCUGUCGCACACAACGACCGUUAUUUAUCACAGUAUAUAUAAAUGCGAUUGCCGUAUCACUGCGGCAGUUUUCAUUUAAGCGCGGUUUUCGUAUUCAACAUUGGACGAGAGUCGCACGAUUUCGUCAUCGAGUUCGUCAUCGAGUUCGUCAUAAGUUAAAGGUCUUGUUCCCUUGCGAUGGAGGAUUCCAUCUUUCGUACUCGUUCUCUCGGUACGCCAGCCGAAGGUGUCAAGGAUCAAUAUGCGGAUGGUAAAGCGGCAAAGAUUUGGGAGUUCUUUAUCGGCGAUGUAAAACAACGUACACAGAAUUAUCGGGACUUCUUGACGGGCCUACUGCGGGAAAAGGGAUGUCGUCGAAUAUUGGAUGUCGCCUGCGGUACCGGCAUUGAUUCCGUGAUGCUGCUGGAAGAGGGUUUUGAAGUCGUUAGUAUCGAUGCGUCUGACAAAAUGCUCAAAUAUGCACUAAAAACCAGAUGGGAUCGUAGAAAGGAGCCUGCCUUCGACAAGUGGGUGAUCGAAGAAGCGAAUUGGUUAACUUUACCUAGCGAUAUUAGUCACCUUAUUGAAGAAGGUUUUGAUGCUGUUAUAUGUUUGGGAAACAGCUUUGCCCACAUGCCUGAUUCUUUCGAUGAUCAGAGAGAGCAGAGACAAGCCUUGAUAAAUUUUGAACGCUGUGUAAAGCCGGGAGGCUUACUGCUCAUCGAUCACAGAAAUUAUGAUUACAUUAUGCGGACCGGCCAAACCCCUCCAAGAUGUAUAUAUUAUAAUAGCCAGCAUAUGUCAGACAUCAAAACAUCAGUGCUCUAUGUCUGUGGAAAACCGAAAAUCGUUACUAUGGAUUACAUGAUCGCUCUGGAUGAAAAGAAAAAAAACGAUCCCGAAUAUAUCAGUGAAUUUAGACUAUCGUAUUAUCCUCACAGACUAGCAGUUUUUCGCGAUAUGCUGACCGAGGUAUUCAGUCACAGAGCAAAACAUACUAUUUACGGUGACUUCAAACCGCUCAAUCAGAUCGAAGAUCCCGCGUUUUAUAUUCACGUACUGGAGAAGCAACGUUAAAUUAGAACAUUGUUGUAACUACAUGACAUUAAUUCUUAAACCGUAUUGUCAGUUCUUCGGAAUAUAAAUUCCAUCAGAAUGAUAUUCAACGUAGAAUAUGUUGAAUUAAUCUGCCUAUACCAAGAACUGAAGUGUUUAAAAUCAGUUAAAGCAAGAUUUUUUAUUGUAUUUAAUGUAAAGUCUGUCUAAUUAGAAUUAAUUAUAUAUAGCAAAAUUUUAUGACUGCCAAAAUUGUCACAAAAUGUAAAAAUAUAUUAAUUAAGAAAUAUAUUUUAUAUAUGUUAUUUGUCUAACAAAAAAUUCUUUAUUUAUCAGGAAAGAAGCGAAAAGAUACGAACUAUAGAUCUUCGAAAAAUACAUUUAUUUGGAAAUGAAACAACGAAAGUAUAGGUUUUAAUGUUUUUAUUAUAAGUUUGAAAGCAGCUUCUUCAUUGAGUAUUCUAGCCAGGCUUCGUUCGAUGCUACAAUUUCAUUUCUCAAGGAUAUUCUUCGAGUGAUCAUUGACGACGAUUUGCUGGAUAAUAAUUGGACGUAUUUUUGUAUUUUCCCAUUUGUUCUCUUUCUUUUUGUUGUGUUUCUCACGCAAUCGAUGCUUCGAAUGAACGCAAAUACGGUGACAAUAGGAAGACUAAACUUUAUUUGCUAAACAUCAAAUCGACUAUUCUAUGUAACUUUUACUCAUAAAUUGAUCGCAAAUGCAACGAUACAAUUUUUAUAAGAAUAUUGAACCAUCCAAAUAAAUCAUUCCGUACUUUUCACUCAGGAAUUGACAUCAAAAUACCUGAGAUACUUAUCAUCUGUUCACAUUAUCAGUCGUCAAUGAUCAUUUCAAAUUGAAAUUAUCGGCGGAGAAAUUGCUCUCACAAAUUCUUAAAUCCACCCUCGAGAUCACUCUCUAUUGAGCCCCACAAAGCUUUACAGAGUCUUGUCGUUACGUAAAGAGUGGUCACGCUAUCGUAGAAAUCGAACCGCAAGAGAUUAUCUUUCAAUAGGCAGAUAGAGAAAACAUAGAGGAGGAAGGGAUGAGAAAAAGAGUCAUGAAAGACGUAAAAAUCAAGUUUUGAUUUCGUUCAGUUUGAUUUCGUUCGAUUUCUGCGAUGUACAUACACGUACUUUCUACCGUGAAAACAGGGGGUAUUUUUCGUCAGAAAAAUGAUUGAAGAGGACAAUUUACAAGGCCAAGGAUUUGUGUUACGAGUGCAACGAACUGCCCAUAUAGAAAAAUGGACGAAGUGUUAUAGCAAAAAUUCUUCUCUCCCCUUUCUAUCAAUAUAUAAUAUAUAUAUAUAUAUAUAUAUAUAUAUAUAUACGUAUAUAUAUGUGUAUCUAUAUAUUUAUAGUUUUUUCCAUUUUCAAUCAUUUUUUUCCCAUGAAAUUCGUAUCAAUACCUAUCACGGCUUUUUCGACGGUCGUUGCGAACACUCUCGUCGUCGUAUCGAAUUUCCCUAUAUUUAAGGCUCUCGAGAUCGCACGCGACGAUUGUGACAUGCUACUUAGCGUGUCGUAGCUGUAUACAUAAAAACACAAUGGUAAUAUACAUAAAUUAUACUAUUUUAAAGUUUAUUUUAAUCAACAUUGCAUGAGAUGAAAAAAAUACCAAGAUUUAAAUCGCCGCUUUUUAACGAUCUUGAUUUAAAAUAAUUUAUAUUGAAAAAUGAAUAUCGCUGAUAAUGAAAUUCGAUACGUUUUACUUCUAUAGGGCUUGUUUACUUGAUCUAAAAUCUAAAGCUUAAUAUAAUAUUAUAUAUAUAAUACAAUAUGUGGAAACAAUAUGUAGAUUUUGUAUUUUGGAAAAUUGAUGAUCAAAGCUUUCGCAGCAACUUUCGAACGCGGAUUUGUACAUGCCGUGUAUUAGUAACUCGUUGUAACGAGUCGCGAGAAUUGACUUGCUUCUUGAAACUUUAUUUCGAACGAAUAAGCACGUAAGGUCAGGGACGACGAUUCGUGUUACGACAUUGUUGUUCGAAUGAUGAUUGUUCGUAUUAUUCGCGAAGUAGCUGAUGUAAAAAGUUGUAAUAUCGUAUUUACGCAAUAAUAAUCUGCUGUACAAUAUGAAUUACGAAAGGAAUUGUCGCAAAGAAUAUGAAUAUUUUAAAUUAUGUUUUGAUAUCGCAAAUGUAUUUUUUAUGUUAGCUAUAUUUUUUGGUAUAAUUUUUAUCACAAAUAAAAGAAAUCUUACUGCAGGUUUGAAGUUUUGCAUAAAUUUUCGCAACAAAUAAAAAUUAUUAUUAAAAAAUAUUUUUAACGUAAUCGAAUGACAAUGAAAUUACAAUUUAGUCAAAUGAGGCAGAACACGAACGAAAAGAUCUACUUUUUACAUAACUACACGCAGGCACAUCCAUUUUCACUCUCGUUUUUGCUUUCCUCUCGUGACUUUUCUACAAAAUUCCUUGAUAUUCAACGAGCAAUUCUUUAUCCAAUUUUAAUUUUUUCUUUGAAAUAAUUCCAUAUUUUAUAUGUUUAGUAUUUGUCCAAAGCUGUAAUAUUGUAUAUGCCCCUUAUUAGAAAUCUAGAUUCAGUUAGAAAAAAGAGAGGAUAACAGAAACUGUGUGUGGUAACAUUCUUACAUAAUUUUUAAUUUAAUUGUUAAGAGUUCUAUCGACGAUUAAUGCAAUACUUAUAAUAUUUUCAUAUUUCAAAACGCUCGUACCGUAUUUGCAUCGUAAUGUUUCCAAUAAACUUUUUAAAUUUAAAUUUCCUUUUUUUGUUUCUCAUAACUUUUGUCAUACAUUCGAUUGUAGUUUGUGAAGUUAACGGAGAUAAUCUUCUAAGACCUACCGAAGGUGCUUAACUUUGUUAAAUUCUGUCAUGUGUUAAUAUCACGAAUUAAUUGGAUAACGAAUACAAACUUUCGCGUUUGUAAUUGAAGUUCCAUACAUAUAUUCUUCACUUCCUCGCCGUCACUUUUUGAUACCGCAUUGAUUCUAAAAGAAAUAUCUGCUACUUACAGUUCGUUGAGUGUAUUUUACAGUAACAAAUAGAAAUUGCGAAUAUUAUUUCUCGGAUAAACCGACAUUAUAGCCGGUGAACAAUUUUUAAGCAAUGGAGCGCAGAAUUGCUAUUCGGGUUCGCAUCGCGUACGUUUCCAUAUUGUGCAAGUUUCACGUGAAGAAAGUAAAAGGCAGUUGUAAUUGACAAAUGGAUUUUUUUAACUUUUCUCAUCGUGCUGUAAUGGGUUGUA